ACGGUGGUGAUCCGGUAGGAGGAGACAAGUGCCAUCUCUUCCGCGCUCGCUUUUCCGAGACGAUUUCUCUGUAUUCAUCGUAUAAAAGCUGGACAGCUGCAAACAAUGUGUCUUUCGUUGUUUAUUUAACUCCUCGUCUUGGUAAAGACAGAAGGCGAUCUCCGACGCAAUUCGAGCGCCUCAUCUAUGCCGUGGAGUCGUGGGCCCCAGCGCACCGGCUUCAGCCAUGGCGGCGGCCAAGCAUACUGCCGCCGACGGCGGUGACACAACGGACGACGAAGCAAGAGCCUCUGCCUCCAAAGUUCCUGAACCUACUCCCACUAUACAAUUUGUGAUAGAUACCCCACACUUUGGAAAUCUCUGCCAUAGAAGAUUGCUGGAUGGAUGGCUUUGGGGGGAAAGAUUCAUCUGUGUUGAAGAGGUGCAGGCUAGUAUGAUGUGCUGGUUGAGGAAAACCAAAUGAACUGCAUCCCUCUACCCAGCCUGAUGAAUCCAUCCUCGAUGGUUGGCAUGUCUUUGAGCAUGGAAAUGCCCCGGAAGCGAAAGGGCAGUGUGGACAACCAGGAAACAAGAUUGACCCCCAUCCUCAAUGCAGAUAUGGAAGAGGAUCAAAACGACACAGAUGGAGAGGAUCAACAUGCCAAAAUGAAAUGUUUCAGGGAGCCACACAGCCAAAUAGAAAAACGAAGGCGGGACAAAAUGAACACGCUCAUUGACAAGCUGUCAGACUUGAUUCCAACAUGUAACCCAAUGUCUCGGAAGCUGGACAAACUCACUGUGCUCAGAAUGGCCGUUCAGCACCUCAAAUCCCUCAGAGGUUCUGCAAGCUCUUUUUCUGACACCAACUAUAAACCGUCAUUCCUGCCUGAUGAGGAGCUCCAAGACCUUAUCUUAAAGGCUGCGGAUGGGUUCCUGUUUGUAGUCGGCUGUGAUCGUGGGAAAAUUGUUUUUGUCUCUGAGUCCAUCACGAAGAUAUUAAAUUAUAGUCGGGUGGAACUGAUUGGACAGAGCUUCUUUGAUUAUGUCCACCCUAAAGACAUAGGCAAAGUAAAGGAGCAGCUGUCGGCUUCUGAACUGUACCCACGGGAACGGCUAAUAGAUGCAAAAACUGGUUUGCAGGUGCAGGCUGACCUUCCAGUGGGCGCAGCACGAUUGUGUUCAGGUGCACGGCGCUCCUUCUUCUAUCGCAUGAAGUGCAACAAAAACCUCAAAGUUGAGGAGAAGGACUUGCAAGCCAGCACGUCCAAAAAGAAAGAGUCGCAGAAAUACUGCACAGUCCACUGUACAGGCUACAUGCGUAGCUGGCACUCCAGUCAGCUGGAAGCAGAGGGCCAGUGCGACGCAGAUAAGCAGGAUAGCUCUCACUUCAGCUGUCUGGUCGCCGUGGGGCGCAUCCACUCCAACUCGUCCCCGCAAGUUAAUGGAGCUUUCCGGGUCAAACCCACAGAGUUCGUCACACGCUAUACCAUGGAUGGCAAGUUUACCUUUGUUGAUCAAAGAGCAACAACCAUUCUUGGUUACCUUCCCCAAGAAUUGCUCGGUACUUCAUGCUACGAGUACUUCCAUCAAGACGACUUAGCGCAUUUAGCUGACCGUCAUCGAAAAGUGCUACGAAGUAAGGAGAAAAUAGACACGAACCGUUAUAAGUUUAAAACAAAAUAUGGCUCUUUUGUCACGCUGCAAAGUCAGUGGUUUAGUUUUGUAAACCCAUGGACCAAAGAAGUUGAAUAUAUCGUGUCAACAAAUACAGUCAUAUCGAAUGAUCACAGUCAAACAAGUCGGUCAGGGAACAAGACUGAAGAGUCUUCUAAGGCUGUAGCAGAAGAUGGAAAGAAAUCUCUUCCGAUAAUACCAGGCAUCUCUACCACACCUGGUACGAUGAUAUACGCUGGAACCAUUGGGACUCAGAUUGCCAAUGAGCUGCUUGACUUUAAUAGAAUGAACUCAUCACCCUCCAGUGGUAAUGUGAGCCCAUUUAGUCUGCCGCUGGACAAAUCUCCACUCACCACGACUCAUCACCAAGUCAACCACAAUGUGAGUGUCAACAACAAUGUGCCAAAUGGGGAUGUGACAGAGGAGGAGAUGCCAGAAAAGUCCAACUCAGAAGAUGAGCUUCAGGGGGCGCUUAUUCCUGGAAGGGAGACACUAAUGGAGGACAGCUCACAGCUAGACCUGGACAGCAUGGUUGAACCGGGCCUUGGCAGUCUUAGUAAUGACGAAGCAGCGAUGGCAGUGAUCAUGAGACUCCUGGAGACAGACUCCAACUUGGGUGAAGGCGAGGACUUUGAAGAGAUGCACUGGUCCUUAUAGAAUCCGCAGUUGAAAGCCGAGACAGUGACAAAAAUGCUCUGUCAGGCUGUGUUUGAUUCAUGAAUCAAUCCUACGAUAAGCUAUGUGAACGACUCUUCUUAAUAGGCAACUGUGUCGCCAAAGAUAAGGAACACUGGCUUUUCUCGGGAGGAUCUACAUGUGCCUCCAAAACCUUACUGCAAUCUGCCUGCCAUGGAAAAAUGAUAAUUUAAUGAGGCAAAUCUGUUGUCAUUAAGAACAUUGUUGAGACAAACAGCGGUUUGGGAGUUCCGCUUAUGUUUUCCACCUACACUUGAACACAGGAUGAGAGUGAUGCAAAAAAUGCACUGAACUGCCCCCCCUCCCUUUUUUUUGUGUUCCAUCGAACUCUGAUGAAAAAGGAGCAAUUCUACUCCUGUUGGUGAACCUCCCCCUUCCCACUUUUGCCUCAGAGCACGUUUUUGUCCCUGUUGGUUUAUGAACAUUGCAUUACCCGCAUGUGCAAUUCAUAAUACCACUUAAAUAGACAUUAAGAGACAAUGGCUCAUCAAUCACCUCAUAUCUGUCUUAUUAAAGCUAUGAUAUAGUUUAUUUUUCAAGUGUGAUAGUAUAAAAGGUGAAUACUCAGGACUGAUGGGGGGGUGAAAAAUAGCCACCCACUAUUAACGUAAAGUCACGCAGUUCUUAGCAGCUGUAGCAGUAUUUAACAAUUUACAUUAUUCCCUUACAUACUUAAACUUGAAACGUGUAAUUGUUUUGUUCACAUGUGCAACUGUGUUCUUACUUUUGGUCUGAUUUAUAAGAAGGUUUUUAUCAGUGGCAGUCAUCUAUUCAGAGAUUUAAGGGAUUAUUUUACGUACUAGUCAUCAUGCAUUCCACAAAUGUUUAUGAUACACGUACAUUUCUGUUGCUGUACUUUGAUCUGACAUUUGAAUGAGAGUCUUUCAGUCGGCGUUACCUCAUGUUUAGUCCACAGUUGUCCUUGCACGCAACACACUACACAGGAAGGCUUGUGUGGGAUAGAGCUAUUGAACCAGUUAGCCUUUCAUGGGUUGGAGGUGUCUCAAACUACUACACACUAAAAAUAAGCAUACACAUUAUUGUGGCAAAAGUAUUUGGACAUCUGCUCAUUACAAAUAUGUAUCUCAGCCCCUUUGCAGCACUAAUACUUUGAACUACUCUGGGAAAGCUCCCUAUUUUAGAGUCACUGUUGUGUUUUAUUACAGUUGUGUUUAAUGGCUUUGUAGGGCCAGGCCUCAUACUUCCUUGCAAAACUCACCCAGGCAUGCAUUUAUGAACCUUGCUGCAAACAUUGGUGCAAAUUGUGUGGGAACAGAAUUGGGUCUUCCCUCCCCAAUGUUUACCAUAAAGUGGAAUGCGUCCAGUUGUAAAAAAAAGUCUAGAUGAAUUAUGUCAAUGAAGGCAGAACUAAUCCAGCUCUUUGAUAUAGUAUAUUUUAUUAGGGUGCAUUUCAAUUUGCAAAAAGUUGUAUUAUUCAUCAUCAAAAAAAUUAACACAUUGUAAGAUCAUCUGUUACCCUGUUAGACAUUUUGUGUAUGUGUGCUAAUGAAGGCCUUUUGUAUUUAAGUGCUUUGUGAAGGAUGAGAUGCAGUGGCUUAUUCUGGAAGAAAACUCGUUGGGGUUUGCAAAAGAGCUGAGACAGGGAUGGCCAUUUAUCUUCCAACAAGACAAUGAUCCAAAACAUAAAGCAAAAUCUACAAUGGAAUGGUUCACAAAUAAACAUAUGCAGUUAGAAUGUCAAAGUCCAAACCUGAAUCUGUGGAAGGGUCUGAAAAUUGCUCUUCACAAAUGCUCUCCAUGCAAUCUACCUGACUUGGAGCUGUUUUGCAAGGGAGAAAAUAGGAAAAAAUGUUAGUAUCUCGAUGUGCAAAACUGAUAGAUAUACCCCCAAAAUAUUUGCAGCUGUAACCGUAGGCGAAGCUGCUUCUACAAAGUAUGAACUCAGGGGGGCUGAAUUAUUUUACAUGACCCACUUUCAGUUUGGU
Messenger RNA from Syngnathus acus (greater pipefish), 4295 nucleotides. It is a transcript of the gene bmal2, whose product is annotated as aryl hydrocarbon receptor nuclear translocator-like 2. The coding region runs from base 460 to 2310 and encodes 616 amino acids. Gene Ontology annotation, cellular component: nucleus; aryl hydrocarbon receptor complex; transcription regulator complex. The record is from RefSeq and is a predicted model, not a curated record. Gene Ontology annotation, biological process: regulation of transcription by RNA polymerase II. The transcript is spliced from 18 exons. Gene Ontology annotation, molecular function: protein dimerization activity; DNA-binding transcription factor activity, RNA polymerase II-specific; RNA polymerase II cis-regulatory region sequence-specific DNA binding. NCBI's taxonomy places the organism in Eukaryota, Metazoa, Chordata, Actinopteri, Syngnathiformes, Syngnathidae.